Messenger RNA from Suhomyces tanzawaensis NRRL Y-17324, 8505 nucleotides. It is a transcript of the gene TEL1, whose product is annotated as DNA-binding protein kinase. NCBI's taxonomy places the organism in Eukaryota, Fungi, Ascomycota, Pichiomycetes, Serinales, Debaryomycetaceae. Gene Ontology annotation, biological process: DNA repair. Gene Ontology annotation, molecular function: protein serine/threonine kinase activity; protein binding. The transcript is spliced from 2 exons. Bases 1 to 8505 code for a protein of 2834 amino acids. The record is from RefSeq and is a predicted model, not a curated record.
AUGUCCACUCUAGAUAUAUCCAGGAUCACCUUAUCAUUGGCAUCAUCCAAGAUCAAAGAGCGUAAUGAUGCACUCUCUCUCCUUGAUACCCUUUCGUCCUCCAGAUUUAGCCUCACGGCAAAGCAAUUGAAACUACUCAUAAAUGCCAUCUUUGAGUUGAUACAACUCGAAUCUUCCUUAUACAAAGCAAACCCAAUAGCAGCCACAGAUACCCGACUCUCUAGGGCUGCCCUAUCGCUCAAGCUCAUCCUUGAGAAGUCCAGCUCGAUUCAAUUGAAGUACAAGACCCUCUUGGGAAUAACCUCCAAUAUCGUAGACAACUUCUUCAUAGAGCAAAAAGUACUCGAGCCAUGCGCCUUGGACUUUGCCAUUAUCUUCAAUAGAAUAUUGGCCCUCGAUUACUUUAUUGAACACUUAACUAUCGAAGAAUGGAACGGAAUCUGCCAUUUUUUGACCCGGGUGCUCUCCAUGCUUAUUUCACAGUGGAACAACAGCUAUAACUCGCUAAUCACUACAAUGUUUGAAGCAUUACACAACUUGUACCAGUGCCUGACUUCGGUAAACUAUUUGCAUAUUUAUCAUAACUACAAAAUCUUGUACCCUAUCAUCGAGGACUCCCUGCAACUAUUCAAGUCUGACCACCAAAUUGUCACCAUAAACUUAAAAUUGAUCAACAAAUUGGCCAUAGUGCUAUCAACGCAAGAUGCUUCCUUCGUUAAUAAAUUAUUGGGGUUGGGUGUGAAAAUUUUAUUAAACAACCAUAACACAACCUGGGAUUCCAUUCAAAUUCAAAUUCUAACGUUUUUAAACCUUUCUGCAACUCACAGCUUAAUGAACUGGGGCCUCUUAACAAAAGAGUUCCAGGAAGAAGAAAUGGCCUUAGUCCUUGACUCGCAGACCUUACCUCCAACAUUCUCAGAAACAAGACCGGAAACUAAUGAUAUUCUAGUGUACAACGUAAAAACGUUGAUCCUUAAUCUUAUCUCAAAAUUGAAUACAGGCGAUUACAAGUUUGAGUCAAGUGAUAUUGGAAUUAUCCAUACCACCGAUCAUGAAAGGACGUGGUUUAAACUUAACACAAUAUAUUUAAAGUCGGGGAAUCACAAGUCCUGGAUGCUUGCUCUUGGUAUAAGCAGACUAGUUUGCACAUACUACAAGUUGAAACAGUCUCUCUCUGAAAACUCCGACGAAAGUGAUUCUUCUAGAAUAGAAUCUUUCGAGACCCCUAGAAAAAGAUUGAAAGUGGAUAGAUUCAGCAGUGUAUUAGAUAAAGCGGCCAAUCCCUCCGAAUUUUUUAUUCAAUUAGCAAAAGAACAUCUUUCUGCACAGGAACAACAAAAGACAUUACAGUUAUUGGUAUUCUAUCUAGAAAGUGAUGAACAAAACCCAUAUGUCGACAAUUCUGUGUUGAAUGAGCUUUCCAGAUUGACACUAUGGUCUUUUAAAGAUGAGUUCAAAUUUUGGACUUUCCAUUCCAUCGGGUCAAUCGUUUAUUAUCAGACAGACAUGACAGAUAUACACGUGCAAUUGUUGAAGCUUUCACUCCAAAGUUUAAAAGAUCCUUCAGCAUGGCAAAUUUCAUGCAGUUUAUUCUACAACUUAGUACUACUUUCACCAAAUGAAGAAAUUACCACAGACAUUUCAUUGGUGACACAAUUGGACAGCCUAAUUGAACUUCCGAAAAUAAAUGGACCGCUUAUGUUGAGUAACGAAGCUAUUCAAUUUUGGUAUGCUAUCUACAAAUUCAUGAUAAGAAUAGACUUUCAGAAGCGAGCGCUUAUUUCUCGUGGAAUUGAAACUUGGCUGAUUGACAAAUUAGAAAGAAACCAGAUUAAUGAAAAUAAUUUAUUAUUGAGCUGUUCAGGUUUGCCUAAAUUCAUCGGAUGGUUAUGUGGAGUUGAGGUGGAGUAUAAUGUCCCUACUGCACUACCAUCUUUGUAUUGUGGCCCAAUGGCAGAAUUUUGUUUAUUUGAGAAAACAUUUCACAAGCUUGAAGAGUUCAUGCUAAUAAAAACAUCCCAUCAAAAACCUGAAAACUCUAAGAUAAAAGAUUUUGCCUUAGAUCAUCUCUCAAAGCAGGAUUUUACUGGUUUAUUUGAAGUGCUAUUGAGAUCUUGUGAGUCAAGUUUGGAUCCAUAUCUUAACUUCCAGUGGGGAUCAAUACUUAUUAAACUUGGGUCAUUACUCAGUGUUUCUGGAAAUAUGGGGUCUAUUUGUGCGAGGAUUGAACAGAAUUCUGAAGAGCUUUUCGAGUCUUCAAAAGGACUUUCAGACGAAAGCAAGUUGAAUAUUUUGAGUCUAGCGAGUAGAAUGGAGUGGGAUAUUAGCUUGCCGAUCAAUCUUGAUGACUAUUUGUUGUUUAAUGACUUUACCUCUCAUGAAGAUAGCAGGGAAGCAUCGGCCGCCCCAAUGGAAUUAAUUAGUGCAGAUAAUCUGGGAAUGGAUGUGCUGGGGGAUUUUUUUGGCAAUGAGUUCAAUGAAGUCAAAUUUAGGUCAAGGAAAGAUUUCCCUGUUGCAAACUCAAAAAACAAGUUUAAAUUAGAGUAUUCUUGUAUUCCCUCGGUUGAAUCAACGAAAUUUUUGAUCAACUUUAAUAAGUCGCGAAACCUCCAAUUUGCUAGCAGUUUGUCCUCAUUGGCGAUAUAUCUUGAUCAACUAAACCUUCCUGAUUUUCUUAGUACAGUUUAUUUCCUUGUUGGUUAUAUUGAACAUUCUCAUAUUGAACCAUCUAGCAUUUCACCGCAUUUAUCUUCAAUCGUACGGCUAAUGGGUGAAAGAAUUCUCACAAAUCAUGAGUUAGAACGAAACGAGUUAACAAUAAUCACAGUCUCAAAAUUAUUAACUCUACUGGUAUCACUAUUUGUCAAUGGAACUGAUGAUGAUUUUAAAAGAGAUUGCUUUGAUAUGUCUGGGUGGCUAAUAGAAUGUGGAGAAAAGGCAUUGAUCUAUACACAAGAAUCAGUAACUGAAUACUGCAAGUGGUUAUGUGUAUUCAUGUUGCGAAACGAUGAAACGAUAAUAAGUAACAUGCUUGUCCAAUCAAAUAUGCUCAACUAUGUACGCCAGUCACCGAACAUCAUUAAGAUAAGCUUGGCUGUGAGUAUUCUCAAAUGGCUUGACCUGCUCCUUGGCUCGAAAAGAACGAUAGAAUAUCAUGCUUUAGUAAGUUGUUUUGUUAAUCCCGAGGAGCUCAGAGAGACUGCAUCAACUUACUCGUUGUUUUUCAUGAUUAUUUCAAGAAAUUCGACAUCCAUUUUCAUUACGUCGUUGUUUAACCAACUCAAGCUAUCAAAAUUUGGCCAGUUUGCACAUUAUUUGGAACCCACGCUUGAAGGUUAUGCCGAUAUUAUGAACUUAUCAAAUACAAAAGAAUUAUUUACCUGUUACAAGCUAGAGAUAUUGAGAUUUUGGUGGAAAUUUGAUAAUCUAAGUUUGUUUCCUUGGAAAGUUUUUGGAUUCAAUGAUCAGGCCCAAUUCUUAAAAUCCAAUUACAAAGAAAUUGUUGCUGUGUCAAUGACAACAAAAGAGGAAAAACACUCCUUAGAAACAGACUCAGAGGUCGAUAAUCUUUACUUAAAGAUAGCACAGUCGAGAGACUCUUCCUUGACGAAUAUCAUAAAUGAAAGUAUCCCCCUAAUCAUUGCUUUGGCUUAUAGCAAAGAUGGUAUACGUAACCAAAUAUUUGAGCUAUUGGCUAAUCAGAAUAUUCAGUACAAAUUGCUGCUUACUAAAGAUCUUCAGAUUGCCAUUUUACAAAUCAUAAGUCAUACAGAUCUUUCAAAUGAUACUCUUUUGAAAGAUUUGUUCGCGUCGGAUCUGGCAAGUUCAUUAUUUUUGCGUUCGUACAUCUUACCAAAGAAUGAAAAAACUUCGAUUUCUAUUAAUUCGAGUUUAGAUUUGAUUCAAAAGUUGGUGCAGAAGUAUGGUAAGGGUGGUAAAGAGUUCUGGAAUGUACACACGGUUUACUUUCUCAUCAGAAGAAUUUCUCUAACAUAUAAAAGUUCCAGGUCCAUCGAAGAUAAGAUACAAUUAUUAAGGCAAAUCAAACUUAUUGUUUUACUAGGUGGAUCACACACUCGUCUGGAGUUUCAGGUUGUUAAUCUCAUCAUAAGAUGUUUGUGCGCUUUGUCUGGGGAUGCAACAGUGCACGAAGAAUCAGAAUUAACUCUUUACUUUUGUCAAGACAUUCUGGGUAUUCUCCAGUCAUUUGAUAUUCAGUAUUUUUCAAGGUAUGCUGAAGAUGUCCUUCCGUUGAUGAUUCAUCUCAUCUCAGUCCUCCUCAAGGCUCCAAAAGCAGUGCUUUCGAAAAGUCUUUUGAAGAAUCUAAAGGAGUACAUUUUACAUUUGGAAUCGAAAAGAUCCAUCUAUCCAAUAUUGAUUACUGCAGUUGAGAUUUUGGGAUCAUUUCCAACGCACUUACCACCGUGGUCAAUUGAGAAAUUCUUGGCCGAUUCAAAAGAGAUAGAGAUUUGCACUGGUGGAGGAAACUUGAAUGAUAUCUUGAGUCUAAUUUCAAACAUUUUUCCAUCCGAAAUUUCGAGCACUAUACUGGAUUACAGUGACAACGUGGUUAAAAUUCUUUUAAAAGUGAAGUCUACUGAUUAUCCAAAGCAAUCAAACAAUUUUAAACUUUGGAGUGCAAGAUACUUGGGAAAGUAUUAUCUCAAUGGUGGUUUGAUGGAUGGUCCAGAAAGAAUCUUGGAACAAAGGGAAUUUGAGAAUAUUGAUGGUAAUGAUUUCUUUAAUGCUAUAUCCUCAUUUGGUAUUUUAUUGAGGCUGAUUGAAAGCUACUUGUCAGAUGAGAAUCCAGAAAUAUGUGCGUGUGCCGAAAGUAUCAUGGGUUCCUUGAUCCAAAUGCUAAAAUCAAGCAAUUCGUCAAGCAUACACGCAAAGGACUUUUCGCUGUUGCUUUCGCCCUAUUUGACAUACAUACUUCCGUUGAGUUAUCAGUCUUGUAACCAGUUGAAUGAUGAACCCAGUUAUCAAUUGAACGAAAAUGUCCAUUCUUUCAUUUCUAACAUCCAUGAGAAAGCGAAAGAAGGUGCUGAGAUGUUCGCUUUCCGAUUUUUCCUGUCCAUUCUCAACGAGUUAUCAGAGAAAAUCAGUCUUGCUCCUUUAAUGGCCAUAUUUGCAUCUAAGGUUCCUGGAUUUGCAAGAAAACAGUUGCCAUUUCUUCUCUGCUACUAUGCCAACACCAAAAAUGAUGCGUUAAAACUUGUUACUGAGGCCGUCUUUCAGAUGCACAACAUGGAAAUGCCAAACGAGAUGAUACGACUUUUUAUGGACAUAUUGGUUUCAAUGCGUAUAUGUUUUCGAAAAGGAUUAAGCGCUUUCGGAGCCAUAUUUGACUCACUAGACCUUGAAAUAUGCUAUAAACUUGCCUCGGAGAUCAACUUGUAUCACACUGCAUUGAUGAUUUUUGAAGAUAAAAUGAAUGGCUCUAAUAUCAACUGUGUGAAUAUGAAAACAGAAAAUCCAAAUUCAAUUAUCUUGAGGAAAAUAUACCAAUCUCUUGACGAUGAAGAUCUUGUUUAUGGCUUGCCAGUUGAGACAUCUUUGGAUUAUGCAUUUAAACUGGUCGAAACCACUUCAUCAGAUCUCUUCAAUUUUGAUAGUGGAUACCUUGAUGCACAUAUUACAUUGGAUGAUAAGAAUACUCCUUCGGGGCCUGUCCUUAAAUCCAUGUUAGCCAACGGUUAUUUGGGUGUUUCCAAAAUGCUUAACCAGGAGGGUUCUAAUAAUUAUGAGUGGGCAUGGAAAUUGAAUUGUUGGGAUUUACCAGCAGUUCAGAAGCCAGAUAAUGAAAACGCGAUACUCUACAAAGCCUUGAAACUAAUUCUUGAACGCUCAGCACCUGGCACGAACAUAUGUGAGAAUAUGCUUGUUGAAGUCCUUUCGAAUAAGGAUCGCUUCGUUGAUAGUUUCCUGGAUAUUAAGACUAUAGGGAAUCAGUCACUUAGCUGGAUGAAGCUGAUUGCAACUCUUGAGAGUGUUAGGGAUAUCAUUGAUUAUUUUAAUGAUUUCGACUUUGUUAAACCCAUUGAGAAUUUCAAUGAUCAAACUAAGUGGUUCGAACGUUGUGAUAUUGACUUUUCGGAAAAUAUACUCAAUGCAAGACAAGUAGCCUUUCAAAUUCUAGCAGGCCAAUCUGGUAAGCAGUCUCGUUGGCAUUGGCUUGCUAUCAUUAACGAGUUAUCCAGGUUUAAUAACAUUGCUCGUAACAACAGAAAGCAACAGAAAAUGAUAAGCUCGACUAUUUUGUUAGACCGGAUAGCAAAAAACAAAAUAUCUUCUGCUGAUGCUAUUACUAAACAGAUUUCUAAUCUCUCCAAAUAUCAUAAUGCUUGUUCCUUAUGGUCACAAGGACAGACAAGUAUUCCAGUUUUAAUGCUUCAGGAAAUUCAGGAAGAUGGUGGGAUCUCUCUCCCUGUGAAUCAGUUGAGUGUUUCAAUUAGUGUUGUUAAUUCUAGAUUGGUUGAAUGGAUGUCUGAAUCUCGUCAAGAUUUGGCAUCGAACAUAAUGGAAAAAUAUGUGAUUCCAACUUAUAGAUGGAUGAGUGAAGAAACUUUGGCCCUUGAAUCUCAACAGCCCCAUCGAAAUGAUCCCAAGGUAUAUGAAGCAUUAGCUCAUUUUUGUGAGACACAGUAUAAGUCGAGGGGUUUGAAUGAAGAUAUACUGAAACUUGAAAAGAGGGUCGCUAACAAGAAACAAGAAAUUGAAGAGUUAAAAUCACAUUAUAGCAAAACGUCAGUUUCGGCCAAAGAAAAGAAAAAUGUUCAGAAGUUUUAUGUUAAACUAAAGCAUCAACUUCAACUGGAGACGAAUGAACUCGAAAACAUCAAGUCCAACAAGGAAAAGUUCUCUUUUAAAGCUGUGGAGUUAUAUCUUAAAAGUGUUUCGUUUGGUGGAAGCGAGGAAUGUCUUGAUAAGUUUUUUUCAUUAUGGUUGGAGAAUACAAACAGAGACGUUCUUAAUGCCUCUAUUAAAAACUUCCUUUUAAAGCUACCCUCUUAUAAAUUAAUAAGCUGGUGUGCACAACUCAUUUCAAGACUUUCAAAUGAACAGACUUCAUUUCAGAACCUUCUUCACCUCUUGUUGGUUCAAUUAUGUGUGGAUCAUCCGCAUCAUACUCUCUAUCAAUUAAUGUCACUUAGAAAGCAUGAGGCGUAUUCCAGUGAUAUCACAAGUGGUAUCAUUAUUUCGAAAUACAUGGCUGCGAACAAAUUAUGGAAUGAACUCAGUCAUGAAAAUCCUUUAUAUCAAGAAAUUUUGUCCACGAUUGAACUAUUCUGCAAUGAAAGUGUCAAACUUGCGGAAUACAAGGUUCCUAAAGGAAAAAGUCUUAACCUUGACAGAGCAAGCUUUGGAAAAUACUGGCUUGAAUCUCUUCCCCAUAUUCCACCACCAACAAAGAACUUGCCUCUUGACCAGACGACAAUGUACAAAAACAUUCCAAAAUUGCAUAGAAUUGACUGCAAAAUAUCCAUUGCAACAUCUGGUUUGAGUUUGCCAAAGAUUGCCACUUUUACUCUUACAGACGGCUCCACGCAUAAGAUUCUCUUUAAGCAUGGUACUGAUGAUCUCAGACAAGACUCCAUUAUGGAGCAAGUCUUCGAAAAAGUUAAUCAUAUUUUCCAUCGUGCCAGAGAAACCAGGCGUCGAAAAUUGGCUAUUAGAACCUACAAGGCCGUUCCCAUUGGACCACAAUCGGGGAUCAUUGAGUUUGUGGCCAAUUCAAUCGCCUUGGUAGAUAUUGUCAAACCGUACCAUAUAAAGUACGAUCUGCUUCAGCUAGACAAGGCGAGAAUCAAAAUGAAAGAUUGUCAGUCGAAUGAUAAAGAGGAGCGUAUCAGGGUUUAUAAAGAAGUUACUAGCGGUAUUCACCCCGUACUACGGUACUUCUUCUUUGAGAACUUUGUCACGCCCGAUUCCUGGUUCAAGAGCAGAAUCUCCUAUAGUCAUGGAAUGGCAACCACUUCUAUGGUAGGCCAUAUGUUGGGAUUGGGUGAUCGCCAUUGCAAUAACAUAUUAAUUGAUAAAAGCACGGGAGAACCUAUCCAUAUUGAUCUUGGAGUUGCAUUUGACCAGGGAAAACGAUUGCCCAUACCUGAAACCGUGCCUUUCAGGUUGACCAGAGACUUAGUGGAUGGACUAGGAGUCACUGGAGUGGAGGGUGUUUUCAAGAGAUCUUGUGAGCUUACGUUCAAGGUGUUGAGGGCCAACAAAGACCAUAUCAUCUCGAUCCUAGACGUUCUCCGCUGGGAUCCGUUGUACUCCUGGGCAUUGUCUCCCAUUCGGAAGAAGAAGUUGCAGGACGAUGAUACGGGGUGGGUGGUCCAGCCAGAGGAGGACGGCUCAGAAGCAGGAAGAGCAGUGCUGACGGUAAUGGAUAAAUUGACAGCAGGUGGUUUGAGCGAUGAGGCAGUGGUGAGAGAAUUGAUCCAGGAAGCGACCAGCGAGUCAAAUUUGGCGUUGAUCUACUUUGGUUGGUGUCCUUUCUUCUAA